Messenger RNA from Prinia subflava (tawny-flanked prinia), 2896 nucleotides. It is a transcript of the gene CUL2, whose product is annotated as cullin 2. Gene Ontology annotation, molecular function: ubiquitin protein ligase binding; protein-macromolecule adaptor activity. The record is from RefSeq and is a predicted model, not a curated record. Gene Ontology annotation, biological process: protein ubiquitination; SCF-dependent proteasomal ubiquitin-dependent protein catabolic process. Lineage: Eukaryota; Metazoa; Chordata; Aves; Passeriformes; Cisticolidae. The transcript has 21 exons. Bases 174 to 2411 code for a protein of 745 amino acids. Gene Ontology annotation, cellular component: Cul2-RING ubiquitin ligase complex; SCF ubiquitin ligase complex.
ACCCCGGCAGUGGCGGCGCCGGCGGAGGGGCGGGGCGCGAGCGGCUUUGGGUAAUGGCAGCGCUGUGAGGACGGAGCGGGGCAGCGACCGCGGCCGAGGGCAGGAGCGAGGGAGGCCGGGCGGGGGUCGCUGACUCGGGCCCCGGGCCGCCAGAUUAACACUAAAGCCCCACAAUGUCCUUGAAACCACGAGUAGUUGACUUUGAUGAAACAUGGAACAAACUUCUAACAACGAUUAAAGCUGUUGUUAUGUUGGAUUAUGUUGAAAGAGCAACGUGGAAUGAUCGCUUCUCAGACAUUUAUGCUUUGUGUGUGGCCUAUCCCGAACCUCUUGGAGAGAGACUUUAUACUGAGACUAAAAUUUUUUUGGAGAAUCAUGUACGCCAUUUGCACAAGAGAGUUCUGGAAGCUGAGGAACAAGUACUGGUUAUGUAUCACAGAUACUGGGAAGAGUAUAGCAAAGGGGCAGACUAUAUGGACUGUUUGUACAGGUACCUCAACACACAGUUUAUUAAGAAGAACAAAUUGACUGAAGCUGAUCUUCAGUAUGGUUAUGGGGGGGUGGAUAUGAAUGAACCCUUGAUGGAAAUUGGUGAGCUAGCUCUUGAUAUGUGGAGAAAAUUAAUGAUUGAGCCACUGCAGGCCAUCCUUAUUCGGAUGCUCCUCCGAGAAAUAAAAAAUGAUCGCUGUGGAGAAGACCCAAACCAGAAAGUAAUCCAUGGGGUUAUUAACUCCUUUGUUCAUGUUGAACAGUAUAAGAAAAAAUUCCCCCUAAAGUUUUAUCAGGAAAUUUUUGAGUGUCCUUUUCUGAAUGAAACAGGGGAGUAUUAUAAACAAGAAGCUUCAAACUUAUUGCAAGAGUCAAAUUGCUCACAGUACAUGGAGAAGGUUUUAGGUAGAUUAAAAGAUGAAGAAAUGCGAUGUCGGAAGUACUUGAAUCCCAGCUCAUAUGGCAAAGUGACUCAUGAAUGCCAACAGAGGAUGGUAGCUGAUCACUUGCAGUUUCUACAUGCAGAAUGUCACAAUAUUAUCAGACAAGAGAAAAGAAGUGACAUGGCCAAUAUGUAUACUCUGCUUCGUGCUGUGUCAAGUGGUUUACCUCGUAUGAUUCAGGAACUCCAAGACCAUAUCCAUGAUGAGGGCCUUAGAGCAACCAGCAAUCUUUCUCAGGAAAAUAUGCCAACUCAGUUUGUGGAGUCAGUUUUGGAAGUACAUAGUAAAUUUGUUCAACUGAUCAACACUGUUUUGAAUGGUGAUCAACACUUUAUGAGUGCCCUUGACAAGGCCUUGACAUCAGUAGUUAACUAUCGGGAGCCCAAGUCGAUCUGUAAAGCGCCUGAGUUGCUGGCCAAAUACUGUGACAACUUGUUAAAGAAAUCAGCAAAAGGAAUGACAGAGAAUGAAGUAGAAGACAAGCUGACAAGUUUCAUUACUGUUUUCAAAUACAUUGAUGACAAAGAUGUAUUCCAAAAGUUCUAUGCCAGAAUGUUGGCAAAGAGAUUAAUUCAUGGUUUGUCUAUGUCUAUGGAUUCUGAAGAAGCGAUGAUAAAUAAACUAAAGCAAGCCUGUGGUUAUGAAUUCACCAGCAAGCUUCAUCGAAUGUAUACAGACAUGAGUGUUAGCGCUGAUCUCAACAAUAAAUUCAACAACUUUAUCAAAAACCAGGACACAAUCAUUGAUUUGGGAAUUAGUUUUCAGAUAUAUGUUCUACAGGCUGGUGCGUGGCCUCUUACUCAGGCUCCUUCUUCUACGUUUGCAAUUCCUCAGGAACUGGAAAAAAGUGUACAGAUGUUUGAAUUAUUUUACAGUCAGCAUUUUAGUGGAAGGAAGCUUACUUGGUUACAUUAUCUUUGUACAGGUGAAGUGAAAAUGAAUUAUUUGUGCAAACCUUACGUAGCCAUGGUCACAACAUACCAAAUGGCAGUGUUGCUUGCCUUCAACAACAGUGAGACUGUCAGUUACAAGGAGCUUCAGGACAGUACACAAAUGAACGAGAAGGAACUGACAAAAACCAUCAAAUCUUUGCUUGAUGUCAAAAUGAUCAACCAUGACUCAGACAAGGAAGAUAUAGAGACAGAGUCUACAUUUUCAUUAAAUAUGAACUUCAGCAGUAAACGAACAAAGUUUAAAAUUACCACAUCAAUGCAGAAAGACACGCCACAGGAGAUGGAGCAGACCCGAAGUGCUGUAGAUGAGGACAGGAAGAUGUAUCUUCAAGCUGCUAUAGUCCGCAUCAUGAAAGCACGUAAGGUGCUGCGACAUAACGCUCUUAUUCAGGAGGUAAUUAGCCAAUCAAGAGCUAGGUUUAACCCCAGUAUCAGCAUGAUUAAGAAGUGUAUUGAAGUCCUGAUAGACAAACAGUACAUAGAGCGAAGCCAGGCCUCUGCAGACGAAUACAGUUAUGUAGCAUGAUGUUGCAAUCCUGCAGGUAUGAUUGUAAGGAGAUCAUUGCUGUCACUGUUUGGUGUGUUCCUGUGGGAAGAGGCAGGCCUGUGCCUCCAUAAUUGGUCACUUGGCAGCCCCUGUUUUUCUGCUGUUUACAACAUCACCAGUGCCAUGUCAUGAGCGUCAAUGAAAAUGCCUAUAGAUAUUUCAAGCUCAUGUCAUUAUGACAUUUCUUAAAACUUUACUAAAGAAUGAGUGAAGUAUUGCUGAAAUGUGGAGAAUUGGUUGGGUACCAUGCUUUUUUUUUCCCCCCCCUCCCCUUUCACGUUUGCAGUUGAUGUUUUUUAAUGUAUCUUAAGACAAAGUAAAAGAAAAUCACACAAAAAACCUAAAUAUUGUAAUAUGACAGAUAACCUAAUAAUUGUAUCUACAUUAAAAUGUAAAAAAACAAUGACGAACAUGAUACUGCUGCUUGUCAAAUAAAAAAAUAAAGUUAUAUAAUGUGUCUUGAA